This is a messenger RNA of Phlebotomus papatasi, 474 nucleotides long. RefSeq names its product general odorant-binding protein 72-like. Gene Ontology annotation, cellular component: extracellular region. The coding region runs from base 1 to 474 and encodes 157 amino acids. Gene Ontology annotation, biological process: olfactory behavior; sensory perception of smell. Lineage: Eukaryota; Metazoa; Arthropoda; Insecta; Diptera; Psychodidae. The transcript has 3 exons. Gene Ontology annotation, molecular function: odorant binding; dibutyl phthalate binding. The record is from RefSeq and is a predicted model, not a curated record.
AUGUACCCAAAUAUGAAGGCGAUCAAUCGUCUGUUGCAGGCCAUUCAUGUUUUCAGGGGGGUUACGCAUCAAUCCCAAAAGUUCUUAAGCGAACAAUUUGUCAAUCCUUCAGUAACUGUGGAGCAACUGGAAAAAACUGGCGAAAUGGUACGAUCCAUUUGUCAGCCCAAAUUUAAAAUCUCUGAUGAAGAGGCUUUAAAUUACCGGAAAGGAAUUUUCGGUCAGACAAAGGAUUCUAAGUGCUACGUUAACUGCAUCUUUGAGAAUAUGCAAUCAAUGAAGAGGGGAAAAUUCCAAGUGGACUCUUCGAAGAAGCAGGCUGAUCUCCUUCUUCCUGAUGACAUCAAAGGGCCUACCAUUGACGCCAUGGAGGCAUGCAGAGGCUGCACGGAUGGCAUUAAGGACCACUGUGAUGCUGCUUUUGUCCUUCUAGAGUGUCUUCUUAAAAACAACAAAAAUUUCUUCUUCCCUUAA